UUCAAAACGAUUAAAUUACAGGGUUGUGUUUAUAUAAUAUAGGUUCACCUACAUAAUAAACUGUACAUUAUCACAAUACGUUAUCGGAUAUAAUAUUGAGCUGAAAGGAUUGGAUAUUUCUAUGUGUUCCUCCGAUAAAAAGCAUCGAUAGGUCACUUAUUAACUUGGAUGUCAUUAUACGAAUAAUAAAGUACUAUAAUAUGGGUAUAUUAGCAGAUACGAAUGAGGUAGUAAAAAUGUAUCAUUGUACCACCACCAUGCGUAGAAUAUGGACGUAUUUCAGCAACAGCACGAUACACGGCUUCAAUUACAUCGCCGACAAACGCCGUCACUGGACGGAGAGAGUGUUUUGGGUUUUGACAUGUUUCAUAUCAUGUCUUGCUACAAGAUUAUAUCUCCAAGCAACCUGGUACGCUUACAACAACAACGCCGUUAGCUUUGUCACCGACACCACGUAUCUGGAUUGGAACACGAGUUUUCUCUCGUUAUCAAUUUGCGAACAAGAGUCACCGGACAAGUUAUACGACUUGGCUUCUAAGAUGUACGGCAGUGAUCGAGAUUUGAACAUUGAUUUUUAUCUACGAGACAUCGCUUUCUACGACGGCGCGUGUUACUCGUGCGUGACGCACUGCCAAAAAGGAGCGUUAAACUGCACCACAGACUACGAUCAAAUCAUACGUGAAAUUCGAUCAGAAUGUAAAGAUUUGAUUGGCAACUGUUAUUGGAAUAAUGAACCAUUCGAAUGCUGCGAUCAAUUCUUACCAAUAACGACUGAAAAUGGUGUAUGUUUUAUUAUAAACUCCUUACACACAGUAAAAGAAGACGGAGAAAAAUUAAAAAUGAUAUCAAACCGAAAAUUGGGACCUGGCAGCCUUGCUUUUACGGCGUACGAAUCAAUAAAGCUAUUUAUACACUCACCAGAAGAUUUACCUUGCGUAAACCAUCCACAAGAAGAAAAAUUUUUACUGAGUUGGGGUGUAUCGUUUUUGAUGAAAUACCAGAUUAAAGAGAUCGAAAACGAUCCACUGUUAAAACAAGUAGAUAUCAAACAGAGGAAUUGUCGUUUUCCGGAUGAAAACAAUUUAAAAGUAUACAACGUAUACAGUAAUUCCGCGUGCAUUGUGAACUGCAGAGCUGAAGCUCAGCUCAGAAUAUGUAAUUGUACGCCACAUUAUUUGAAGAUUCCGGGUACGCCAGUUUGUGGGAUCGAAGGUCUCGGUUGUAUAACUGAACAUUCAGAAUAUUUCCGAGCACUAAAAACUAAUGAUUUCAAUAAGUUGGGAUUAGUGUGUAAUUGUAUAUCUAGUUGUACUGAACCAGAAUAUAAUGUUUUGAGCAAAGAAAAUUGGGUCGUAAAGCAAGAUAACGAAGAUAUAAAAUAUGGAUCAAAAGUUAUUAUCGCAUUAGAUAGGCUACCAAACGAGAGACUUAAAAGAAAUGUAGUAAGAUCUCGCAUGGAUCUCAUUGUAUCAAUUGGAGGAACUUUGGGUCUAUUUCUUGGAGUGAGCCUGUUAAGUAUUGUUGAAAUAGUUUACUUCUUCGUUGUUUGGACUCAUAAAACACCACAGAGCAUUACUAAUAAUGUCAAAAGCAAAAAACCAGUUCAUCGACCAAUUCAAAACAUUAAUAAUUUACCAUUUUUACAUUGA
Acyrthosiphon pisum (pea aphid) is the source of this 1649-nucleotide messenger RNA. Its product is annotated as sodium channel protein Nach-like. Gene Ontology annotation, molecular function: ligand-gated sodium channel activity. The transcript has 11 exons. Bases 201 to 1649 code for a protein of 482 amino acids. The record is from RefSeq and is a predicted model, not a curated record. Gene Ontology annotation, biological process: sodium ion transmembrane transport. NCBI's taxonomy places the organism in Eukaryota, Metazoa, Arthropoda, Insecta, Hemiptera, Aphididae. Gene Ontology annotation, cellular component: plasma membrane.